This is a messenger RNA of Hemicordylus capensis (graceful crag lizard), 552 nucleotides long. It is a transcript of the gene RPS20, whose product is annotated as ribosomal protein S20. Gene Ontology annotation, biological process: translation. The transcript is spliced from 4 exons. The record is from RefSeq and is a predicted model, not a curated record. The coding region runs from base 150 to 509 and encodes 119 amino acids. Gene Ontology annotation, cellular component: ribosome; cytosolic small ribosomal subunit. Gene Ontology annotation, molecular function: structural constituent of ribosome; RNA binding. NCBI's taxonomy places the organism in Eukaryota, Metazoa, Chordata, Lepidosauria, Squamata, Cordylidae.
AUAUAAGCAGUGCCUUUUCCUGGGCCUCUCUCUCUCUCUCUUUGUGCGUACCUCGGCGUCGUGCUUCUCUCCUGACUCACCGCUGUUCCCCGGGCCUCAGGCGCUCGCUCCGGCAGGAAUAAGUCGGUCAGGAAGGCUUCGCAGCGGCGAUGGCAUUUAAAGAUACUGGCAAAGCACCUGUAGAACAGGAAGUAGCAAUCCAUCGAAUCAGAAUUACCUUGACAAGUCGCAAUGUCAAGUCCCUUGAGAAGGUCUGUGCAGACCUGAUCAGAGGUGCUAAGGAAAAGAACCUAAAAGUGAAAGGACCUGUUCGCAUGCCAACCAAGACUCUUCGAAUCACUACAAGGAAAACACCAUGUGGUGAAGGUUCCAAGACCUGGGAUCGUUUCCAGAUGCGUAUUCACAAGCGUCUCAUCGAUUUGCACAGUCCUUCAGAAAUUGUCAAGCAAAUAACUUCUAUCAGUAUUGAGCCUGGUGUAGAAGUUGAAGUUACUAUUGCUGAUGCAUAAAUGAGUGUCAUCUACUGCAAUAAAAGUUGAUAGCAGCUUUUCA